This is a messenger RNA of Rhea pennata, 2551 nucleotides long. It is a transcript of the gene LPCAT1, whose product is annotated as lysophosphatidylcholine acyltransferase 1. Gene Ontology annotation, cellular component: endoplasmic reticulum. The record is from RefSeq and is a predicted model, not a curated record. Gene Ontology annotation, molecular function: calcium ion binding; 1-acylglycerophosphocholine O-acyltransferase activity; lysophosphatidic acid acyltransferase activity. Lineage: Eukaryota; Metazoa; Chordata; Aves; Rheiformes; Rheidae.
AUGAAGACGACGCCGCGCCCAACAGCCCGGCCGCGGGGGAAGGUCCUCCGCGGCGGGGCGGGGGGGAGUGGAGGGAGGGAAGCGCCCCCCCGCGGGCGGAGCCGCGCUCCCAAGAUUCUCAGGGGGGAAGGGGUGGGUGGGCGCGCGCGCGCGCAGCGCUCACACAAGGCGAAGAGCGGGCGCGCGCAUCCCCGCCUCCCCCCGCUUCAAGCGACGCGGAAACCGGCGCCCAGCCUAGCAGCUGUAGCCGGCGCGCAGGGCGCAUGCGCACCCCCAGGCGGGCGGGGGCCGGAGCCUACUGGCGAGCGAGGUGGCCGCGGGUGCCUUGCCCGCCGCUACUCGGAGACUAGCGGUCGCUGCGCGGUGUGCUCGCCCUCUCCCUUGCCAGGGCCUCGCCUAGUCCUGCCCCACGACGCCGUUCCUCGCCUCGUGAUGAAGUUGAGCAGCCGUGGCCGAGGAUGCUGCGUGGCCGGCAGCCGGGAGCGCGGGCCGCCGCCGCGGAGCCCCUUCGUGCACCAACUGCGCCUCAGCCCCUUGGAGAAAGCCAAGAUUGCCUUCAUGACCUUGACUCUGUUUCCUAUCCGACUCUUUUUUGCUGCUUUUAUGAUGUUGCUGGCCUGGCCUUUUGCAUUCGUUGCUUCAAUGGGAUCUGAUGAGCAAGAGCUUGAAAAGCCCCUCUCCUGGUGGCGAAAGGUAGUGGAUGUUUUGCUGAAAGCAAUCAUGAGACUGAUGUGGCUUGCUGGAGGAUUCCACUGGAUAAAUGUAAAAGGCAGACGGGCAUUGCCAGCAGAAGCAGCAAUAUUAACUGUGGCUCCCCAUUCAUCCUACUUUGAUGCCAUUCCAGUAACUAUGACCUUUGCCUCCAUUGUGAUGAAAGCAGAAAGCAAAGAUAUUCCUGUGUGGGGAACUCUAAUCAAAUACAUCCGUCCAGUGUUUGUAUCUCGGUCAGACCAAGAUUCUCGCAGGAAGACUGUUGAGGAGAUAAAGAGACGUGCUCAAUCUGAUGGUAAAUGGCCACAGAUAAUGAUAUUCCCAGAGGGCACUUGCACAAACCGAUCCUGUCUAAUUACAUUCAAGCCUGGAGCAUUUAUACCAGGAGUUCCUGUACAGCCAGUGGUUCUACGUUACCCAAACAAACUGGACACAAUCACAUGGACAUGGCAAGGGCCAGGAGCGUUAGAAAUUCUGUGGCUUACUUUGUGUCAGUUUCACAAUUCUGUGGAAAUUGAGUUUCUGCCUGUAUAUGUUCCUUCAGAAGAAGAAAGAAAAAAUCCAGCAUUAUAUGCCAGUAAUGUCAGACGUGUAAUGGCAGAGGCGUUGGGCGUUUCGGUGACGGACUAUACAUUUGAAGAUUGUCAGCUAGCUUUGGCUGAAGGACAACUUCGUCUACCUUCAGACACAUGCCUUUUAGAAUUUGCAAAGCUCGUGAGAAGCCUUGGGCUGAAACCAGAAAACCUUGAAGGAGAUCUUGACAAAUAUGCUGAACGUGCCAUGAAAAUGAAAAAAGAAAAGGUUGAUCUUAAAGCAUUUUCAGCAUACUUGGAAUUUCCAAUUUCUUCCACAUUAGAAAGUAUGUUUGCUCUUUUUGAUGAGAAUGAAUGUGGCAUAAUUGACAUACGUGAAUUUGUCAUUGCUCUGUCAGUUGUCUGUAAACCAUCCAAAACUCUGGAAACAAUUCAACUGGCGUUUCAGCUAUACCAGUCAGAAAAUGGAACUAUACUAAAAGAGGAUUUAGCUCAUAUUCUGAAGACUGCCAUGGGUGUGUCACAGAUCAAUGUAACACACCUUUUUAGAGCUGUAGAUGAAGAAGAAAAGGGGGAGAUUACAUAUGAUGACUUCUACAAAUUUGCCGAAUUGCAUCCACACUUUGCAGAAGACUAUCUGUAUUCUGAUCAGAUGGGAGCUGAGAGUGGUUUGGAAACUUCAUCUCUUCCUGCUCCUAAUGGCAUCUGUACUGACUUCAGCCCUGAAAAUGCUGAAGAUAAAAAGAAGCCCCUGCAGAAGAAACUGAACUAAUAUUACAACUGUUACCUUCCUCUCCUGGUGAGAGGAUUGUUUUUUCUUGGGAUUUUCAUAAGUCACUUCAACUAUACAGCAAAUACCAGUUUUGUGUGUGAAAGUUCUCCCUUAAUACCAUUCUUUGAUUCAUAUGUGCUAUAUUUAUUAGUAUGUUCCAGGUUACUUUGGGGAAGGUGUUUUUAUUUUUCUUCAAAAAGUCUUUGAAAGGCAAGAAUGUGAAUGUGCUUCAUUAUUAAUGUUCAUAUUUAAAAGGAAGUGACACACUUAUUUAUAUUUCAUUGGCUAGUUUCAUGUACAGUGUCACACAAAUUGUGCAUGUAUAAAGAAACUGUAGCUACUAUGGUGUUAAGUGCACUUUGGUGAUUAGUGUUUUCCCUAGUUACAGGGAUGUUUUGGGGCCAAAUUUUGCUGUCCAUAUCUGCAUAGUCAGGCUUGUUGAUUUCAGUGGGAUUAUUCUCUUGAACAAGGCAAGCACAUUUUUGGCCAUUUGUUUUGGUUUCAAUGAACAGUUCCAAAACAAUAAUGCAAAAAA